CCCCUGGAGGUCAGGCCCCCUGGGGUCAGGCCCCUGGAGGGCAAGCCCUGGGGGUCAGGGCCCCCUGGAGUCGGGCCCCCUGGGGGUCAGGGGCCCCUGAGCAAGCCCCGGAGUCGGGCCCCGGGGGUCAGGGCCCCCUGGAGUCAGGGGCCCCGGGGGUCAGAGCCCCUGAGGCAGGCCCCUGAGGUCGGGCCCCCUGGGGGUCAGGGCCCCUGGAGGGCAGGGCCCCCGGAGGGCAGGGUCUCUGGGCACAUGCCCCGCGGGGCCCGGGCUAUUCCCCAUAUACUACCAUUUUUUAAAAGCGGCUAGACUAAAUUUCAAAACAAAAAAGGGGGCUGCAUGGAUUGAUGCUGUCAUGACUGACUAAAGGAAAAAAUGCUGAUGCCGACCAAACGCGAAAUGCACCUGGGGUAUUCUACAAUUUUUCUCUCAACAGUAAGUUGAGACCUGACUGAGUUUACCCCCAUCCCCCCCCCCCAAAAUAAAAUAUGUGUUUUUUGGGGCAGGGGCCCCCCAGACCCGGGGCCCGCGCCGCUUAUGUCACUUGUGCCGGGGGCCCCCCUGCUGUCAGCACCCCUCCCCCGCCCCCCCCCCCCCCCCCCCCCAAACCCCACCCCCCCCCCCCCCCCCCUUCCCCCCCCCUCCCCUUUCCCUCCCUCCUCCCCUUUCCCCUUUCCUCCUCUCUCCAGCUUAACUUCUACCACCCCUCAGCUCCGCCCCCAUCCCCUGGUGCUAUUACCAUGGUAACACCUACAUAAGAGGCCAAAGCACCCCCAUGUGUAUUUCUCUUUCUGUUUUAAUUAGAGAGAUUGGGGAUUAGUACAAAGGACUCUAAAGCCUAUUGGCUACAACAUCAGGUUGUGGUGUGUGUGUGUGUGUGUGUGUGUGUGUGUGUGUGUGUGUGUGUGUGUGUGUGUAGCGUGUGUUUGAUCAUGGAUAUAGUGAGGAGCAAUAAUAAUACUAAACACCAUAUAUGUACAAAACAUUAUUGCAUUUAAUUGGAUAAGCUAAUGAAACACUUAUUUUUUUACAACCUGUUACCCUUCACACAAAGAGGCCAACUCUGUGUCUGGUUGGUUGCCAGGGGAUAGAAGGUGGGGAUUUGGGUUAGAGGGUCUCUGUUUUCUGUUGUGUCACAUGACAUGAGGAGGGUCCAAUAGGAGAUAGGAGGGUUCAGCAGAGUUUUGAUUAUGCUUCCAAAAAAAAAGAGAGUAUAGAUUCUAGAACACUGCAGUAGACCCAAAAGGGUAUAGAUUCUAGAACACUGCAGUAGAAUCAAAAGGGUAUAGAUUCUAGAACACUGCAGUAGAAUCAAAAAGGGUAUAGAUUCUAGAACACUGCAGUAGAACCAAAAGGGUAUAGAUUCUAGAACACUGCAGUAGAACCAAAAGGGUAUAGAUUCUAGAACACUGCAGUAGAACCAAAAGGGUAUAGAUUCUAGAACACUGCAGUAGAAUCAAAAGGGUAUAGAUUCUAGAACACUGCAGUAGAAUCAAAAGGGUAUAGAUUCUAGAACACUGCAGUAGAAUCAAAAGGGUAUAGAUUAUAGAACACUGCAGUAGAACCAAAAGGGUAUAGAUUCUAGAACACUGCAGUAGAACCAAAAGGGUAUAGAUUCUAGAACACUGCAGUAGACCCAAAAGGGUAUAGAUUCUAGAACACUGCAGUAGAAUCAAAAGGGUAUAGAUUCUAGAACACUGCAGUAGAACCAAAAGGGUAUAGAUUCUAGAACACUGCAGUAGAACCAAAAGGGUAUAGAUUCUAGAACACUGCAGUAGACCCAAAAGGGUAUAGAUUCUAGAACACUGCAGUAGAAUCAAAAGGGUAUAGAUUCUAGAACACUGCAGUAGAACCAAAAGGGUAUAGAUUCUAGAACACUGCAGUAGUACCAAAAGGGUAUAGAUUCUAGAACACUGCAGUAGAAUCAAAAGGGUAUAGAUUCUAGAACACUGCAGUAGAACCAAAAGGGUAUAGAUUCUAGAACACUGCAGUAGAAUCAAAAGGGUAUAUAUUCUAGAACACUGCAGUAGAACCAAAAGGGUAUAGAUUCUAGAACCCUGCAGUAGAAUCAAAAGGGUAUAGAUUCUAGAACACUGCAGUAGAAUCAAAAGGGUAUAGAUUCUAGAACACUGCAGUAGAAUCAAAAGGGUAUAGAUUCUAGAACACUGCAGUAGAACCAAAAGGGUAUAGAUUCUAGAACACUGCAGUAGAAUCAAAAGGGUAUAGAUUCUAGAACACUGCAGUAGAACCAAAAGGGUAUAGAUUCUAGAACACUGCAGUAGAACCAAAAGGGUAUAGAUUCUAGAACACUGCAGUAGAAUCAAAAGGGUAUAGAUUCUAGAACACUGCAGUAGAAUCAAAAGGGUAUAGAUUCUAGAACACUGCAGUAGAAUCAAAAGGGUAUAGAUUCUAGAACACUGCAGUAGAAUCAAAAGGGUAUAGAUUCUAGAACACUGCAGUAGAAUCAAAAGGGUAUAGAUUCUAGAACACUGCAGUAGAAUCAAAAGGGUAUAGAUUCUAGAACACUGCAGUAGAACCAAAAGGGUAUAGAUUCUAGAACACUGCAGUAGAAUCAAAAGGGUAUAGAUUCUAGAACACUGCAGUAGAACCAAAAGGGUAUAGAUUCUAGAACACUGCAGUAGAACCAAAAGGGUAUAGAUUCUAGAACACUGCAGUAGAAUCAAAAGGGUAUAGAUUCUAGAACACUGCAGUAGAACCAAAAGGGUAUAGAUUCUAGAACACUGCAGUAGAAUCAAAAGGGUAUAGAUUCUAGAACACUGCAGUAGAACCAAAAGGGUAUAGAUUCUAGAACACUGCAGUAGAAUCAAAAGGGUAUAGAUUCUAGAACACUGCAGUAGAAUCAAAAGGGUAUAGAUUCUAGAACACUGCAGUAGAAUCAAAAGGGUAUAGAUUCUAGAACACUGCAGUAGAAUCAAAAAGGUAUAGAUUCUAUACUAUAGAACACCUCCACUGCACAACCAUGGCUCUGAUGUUUCCCAUUAUAUUACAUGAAAAGAGACAGGCAUAGGAUCCAGGCGGAUAGUCCAGAAGCACAUAUAGAACAUACCAGUCUCUAUACGAUUGAACACCACUGCAGUAGAAUCAGGGUCCAGGUAGAUUAUAUUCUACAGUAGAAUCAGGGUCCAGGUAGAUUAUAUUCUACAGUAGAAUCAGGGUCCAGGUAGAUUAUAUACUGCAGUAGUAUCAGGGUCCAGGUAGAUUCUAUUCUACAGUAGAAUCAGGGUCCAGGUAGAUUCUAUACUGCAGUAGAAUCAGGGUCCAGGUAGAUUCUAUACUGCAGUAGAAUCAGGGUCCAGGUAGAUUCUAUACUGCAGUAGAAUCAGGGUCCAGGUAGAUUAUAUUCUACAGUAGAAUCAGGGUCCAGGUAGAUUCUAUACUGCAGUAGAAUCAGGGUCCAGGUAGAUUAUAUAAUGCAGUAGGAUCAGGGUCCAGGUAGAUUCUAUACUGCAGUAGAAUCAGGGUCCAGGUAGAUGAUAUACUGCAGUAGAAUCAGGGUCCAUGUAGAUUCUAUUCUACAGUAGAAUCAGGGUCCAGGUAGAUUCUAUACUGCAGUAGAAUCAGGGUCCAGGUAUAGGUCCUCCCUAUAGGCUGUCUCAUCGUUGUCGGUGUCGUCGGCAAACUUAAUGAUGGUGUUGGAGUCGUGCCUGGCCAUGCAGUCAUGGGUGAACAGGGAAGACAGGAGGGGACUGAGCACGCACCCCUGAGGGUCCCCCCCGUUGAGGAUUAGUGUGGCAGAUGUGUUGUUACCUACCCUUACCACCUGGGGGUGGCCCGUCAGGAAGUCCAGGAUCCAGUUGCAGAGGGAGGUGUUUAGUCCCAGGGUCCUUAGCUUAGUGAUGGGCUUUGAGGGCACUAUGGUGUUGAACGCUGAGCUGUAGUCAAUGAAUAGUAUUCUCACAUAGGUGUUCCUUUUGUCCAGGUGGGAAAGGGCAGUGUGGAGUGCACUAGAGAUUGCAUCAUCUGUGGAUCUGUUGGGGCGGAAUGCAAAUUGGAGUGGAUCUAGAGUUUCUGGGAUAAUGGUGUUGAUGUGAGCCAUGACCAGCCUUUCAAAUUACUUCAUGGCUACAGACGUGAGUGCUACGGGUCAAUAGUCAUUUAGGUGGUUUCCUUAGUGUUCUUGGGCACAGGGAAAAUGGUGAUCUGCUUGAAACAUGUUGGUAUUACGGACUCAGUCAGGGACAGGUAGAAAAUGUAAGUGAAGACACUUGCCAGUUGGUCAGUGCGUGCUCGGAGUACACGUCCUGGUAAUCUGUCUGGCCCUGUGGCCUUGUGAAUGUUGACCUGUUUAAAGAUCUUACUCACAUCGGCUACGGAGAGCGUGAUCACACAGUCGUCCGGAACAGCUGAUGCUCUCAUGCAUGCUUCAGUGUUGCUUGCCUGGAAGCGAGAAUAUAAGUAAUUUAGCUCGUCUGGUAGGCUCGUGUCACUGGGCAGCUCGUGGCUGUGCUUCCCUUUGUAGUCUGUAAUAGUUUGCAAGCCCUGUCACAUCCGACAAGCAUCAGAGCCGGUGUAGUACGAUUCAAUCUUAGUCCUGUAUUGACUCUUUGCCUGUUUGAUGGUUCGUCGGAGGGCAUAGCGGGAUUUCUUAUAAGCGUCCGAGUUAGAGUCCCGCUCCUUGAAAGCGGCAGCUCUACCCUUUAGCUCAGUGCGGAUGUUGCCUGUAAUCCAUGGCUUCUGGUUGGGGUAUGUACGUAUGGUCACUGUGGGGACGACGUCAUCAAUGCACUUAUUGAUGAAGCCAGUGACUGAUGUGGUGUACUCCUCAAUGCCAUCGGAAGAAUCCCGGAACAUAUUCCAGUCUGUGCUAGCAAAACAGUCCUGUAGCUUAGCAUCUGCGUCAUCUGACCACUUUUUUAUUGGCCAAGUCACUGGUGCUUCCUGCUUUAGUUUUUGAUUGUAAGCAGGAAUCAGGAGAAUAGAUUAUUGGCAGAUUUGCCAAAUUGAGGGCGAGGGAGAACUUUGUACGGAUCUCUGUGUGUGGAGUAAAGGUGGUCUAGAGUUUAUUUUCCUCUGGUUGCACAUGUAACAUGCUGGUAGAAAUGAGGUAAAACGGAUUUAAGUUUCCCUGCAUUAAAGUCCCCGGCCACUAGGAGCGCUGCCUCUGGAUGAGCGUUUUCCUGUUUGCUUAUGGCCUUAUAAAGCUCAUUGAGUGUGGUCUUAGUGCCAGCAUUGGUUUGUGGUGGUAAAUAGACAGUUACAAAAAAUAUAGAUGAAAACUCUCUUGGUAAAUAGUGUGGUCUACAGCUUAUCAUGAGAUACUCUACCUCAGGUGAGCAAAACCUUGAUACUUCCUUAAUAUUAGAUUUUGUGCACCAGCUGUUGUUUACAAAUAUACACAGACCACCAUCCCUUGUCUUACCGGAGGCAGCUUUUCUAUCUUACCAAUCCGCCAGCUGUAUGUUAUCCAUGUCGUCGUUCAGCCAUGACUCGGUGAAACAUAAGAUAUUACAGUUUUUAAUGUCCCGGUGGAAAUCCAUGAUCUUAGUUCGUCUAUUUUGUUAUCCAAUGAUUGUACGUUGGCCAAUAGGACUGAUGGUAGAGGCAGAUUACCCACUCGCCGUCAGAUCCUUACAAGGAACCCCGACCUACGUCCACGAUAUCUCCGUCUUUUUAUCAUGCGAAUGACGGGGAUUUGGGCCUUGUCGGGUGUCUGAAGAAAAUCCUUCGCGUCUGACUCGUUAAAUAAAAAAUCUUCGUCCAGUACGAGGUGAGUAAUCGCUGUCCUGAUAUCCAGAAGCUCUUUUUGGUCAUAAGAGACGGUGGCAGAAACAUUGUGUACAAAAUAAGUUACAAUUGCACAAUUGGUUAGGAGCCCGUAAAACGGCAGCCAUCUCCUCUGGCGCUUCUCUGAGACUAGUUUGCGUGGUACCUGUGUCACGCCCUGGCUCUGGGGACUAUGUUAUGUUGAGCCAGGGUGUGUAAGUCUAUGUUUGUAUAUCUAUGUUGGCCUGAGUGACUCCCAAUCAGAGGCAACGAGUGUCAGCUGGUUGUCUCUGAUUGGGAGCCAUAUUUAACUGUCGGUCUUUUCACUUUGUGUUUGUGGUUUCUUGUUCCGUGUUUGUUGGUUUAUGUAGCCAGGGACGUCACGUUUCGUUUUUGUUGUUUUGAUCGUGUGAUCAUCUUGAUAAAAUAAAAUGUUCGCAUUCAACGCUGCGCCUUGGUCCUCCUCAUUGGUAGACGAUCGUGACAGAAGAAACCACCAUAACAGGACCAAGCAGCGUGAAGAAGAGAGAGGAUGGACUUGGGAGCAGUGGAGUAGGAGUCUCGACUGGGCCAAGCCAAGAGAAGAGGAGAGAGGUUGGACUUUGGAGCAGUGGGGUGAGAGUCUGGCGUGAACGAUGGAGGCCUGGCCCACGGGGAGGAGAGACCCCCAGAAAAUUUUUAGGGGGGGGCUCACGACGUCGGGGCAGCAGGAGGCCGCGAUAGAGCGGUCCAGCGGGUUGGCAGAAGAGGCCGCCAGGUUACGGGAGUCACUGGUCACCAGGGGGAAGGAGGUUGUAGAGGCACGGCGAGAGGUACUGGCGUGUGUUGCCAGUCCGGUCCGGCCUGUUCCUGAUCCCCACGUAGGGCCAGUGGUGUGUGUUCCCAGUACGGUCCGGCCUGUUCCUGCCACUCCCACCAAGUCUGUGGUGCGCGUCGCCAGCCCAGUCCGGCCCAUCCAAGCUCCCCGCACCAAGUCUGUGGUGCGCGUCACCAGCCCAGUCCGGCCCAUUCCUGCUCCCCGCACCAAGUCUGUGGUGCGUUUCGUCAGCCCUGUCCGUUCCGUUCCUGCUCUCCGCACCAAGUCUAUGGUGCGCGUCGCCAGCCCAGUCCGGCCCAUCCAAGCUCCCCGCACCAAGUCAGUGGUGCGCGUCGUCAGCCCGGUCCGGCUCAUUCCUGCUCCCCGCACCAAGUCAGGGGUGCGCUUCGUCAGCCCGGUCCGGCCCAUUCCUGCUCCCCGCGCCAAGGCAGUGGUGCGCUUCGUCAGCCCGGUCCGGCCCAUUCCUUUACCCCGCACCAAGGCAGUGGUGCGCUUCGUCAGCCCGGCUCGGCCCGUUCCUGCUCCCCGCACCAAGUCAGUGGUGUGCUUCGUCAGCCCAGUCCGGCCUGUCCCUGCUCCACGCACCAAGCCUACGGUGUGCGUCGUCAGCCUGGUAAGGCCCGUUCCUCCUCCACGCACCAAGCCAGGGGUGCGCGUCGUCAGUCCAGCACAAUCCGUGCCUGGGUCAUGUCCGGAGCCGGAUCCGCCGCCGAGGCGGAGUGCCCACCCGGUCCCUCCCCUGUUGUGGUUGUUUGGCGCGGUCGGAGUCCGCGCCUUUGGGGGGGGGUACUGUCACGCCCUGGCUCUGGGGACUAUGUUAUGUUGAGCCAGGGUGUGUAAGUCUAUGUUUGUAUAUCUAUGUUGGCCUGAGUGACUCCCAAUCAGAGGCAACGAGUGUCAGCUGGUUGUCUCUGAUUGGGAGCCAUAUUUAACUGUCGGUCUUUUCACUUUGUGUUUGUGGUUUCUUGUUCCGUGUUUGUUGGUUUAUGUAACCAGGGACGUCACGUUUCGUUUUUGUUGUUUUGAUCGUGUGAUCAUCUUGAUAAAAUAAAAUGUUCGCAUUCAACGCUGCGCCUUGGUCCUCCUCAUUGGUAGACGAUCGUGACAACCUGGAGCAAAACAAUACAUCACCCUUGCGUUUUCGUUCGAGCUGGUAAGCAGAAAAAUAACUAAGCUAACUACCUUUUUGUUGGACUUUACAAGACUAGUCUGUAUAAGACUGGUUUGCGUGGUCAGCGUAGUGGCGUGAAGAUAUUGAGAUAUAGUUCAAUUUCUCUGACAGUUAGCGACUCGUUAGCAACAUACUUAUUUUGAGCAAAUAAAGGCUUCAUAAUUCAUAAAGGUCAUGUUAACUGACUGAUAUUAUCUCACAGAACAAAACCUAUAAGAUCUCCAAAGCCUGUGUUGACCUCAGACCUUAUAUCCCAAAACCCCAUUAUUUCCCCCCUUCAUUUCUCCCAUAGCAACGGCCAACGAACCAGAGGUAGAAAAUGCUGACUCAUUUCAGCUUUUUAGGACUACAGUCGUGGUCAAAAGUUUUGAGAAUGACACAAGUAUUGGUCUUCACAAAGUUUGCUGCUUCAGUAUUUUUAGAUAUUUUUGUCAGAUGUUGCUAUGGUAUACUGAAGUAUAGUUACAAGCAUUCCAUAAGUGUCAAAGGCUUUUAUUGACAAUUACAUUAAGUUUAUGCAAAGAGUCAACAUUUGCAGUGUUGACCCUUCUUUUUCAAGACCUCUGCAAUCCGCCCUGGCAUGCUGUCAAUUAACUUCUGGGCCACAUCCUGACUGAUUGCAGCCCAUUCUUGCAUAAUCAAUGCUUGGAGUUUGUCAGAAUUUGUGGGUUUUUGUUUGUCCACCCGCCUCUUGAGGAUUGACCACAAGUUCUCAAUGGGAUUAAGGUCUGGGGAGUUUCCUGGCCAUGGACCCAAAAUGUCGAUGUUUUGUUCCCCGAGCCACUUAGUUAUCACUUUUUCCUUAUAGCAAGGUGCUCCAUCAUGCUGGAAAAGGCAUUGUUCAUCACCAAACUGUUCUUGGAUGGUUGGGAUAAGUUGCUCUCGGAGGAUGUGUUGGUACCAUUCUUUAUUCAUGGAUGUGUUCUUAGGCAAAAUUGUGAGUGAGCCCACUCCCUUGGCUGAGAAGCAACCCCACACAUGAAUGGUCUCAGGAUGCUUUACUGUUGGCAUGACACAGGACUGAUGGUAGUGCUCACCUUGUCUUCUCCGGACAAGCUUUUUUCCCGAUGCCCCAAACAAUCGGAAAGGGGAUUCAUCAGAGAAAAUGACUUUACCCCAGUCCUCAGCAGUCCAAUUGCCCUGUACCUUUUGCAGAAUAUCAGUCUGUCCCUGAUGUUUUUCCUGGAGAGAAGUGGCUUCCUCGGUGCCCUUCUUGACACCAGGCCAUCCUCCAAAAGUCUUCGCCUCACUGUGCGUGCAGAUGCACUCACACCAGCCUGCUGCCAUUCCUGAGCAAGCUCUGCACUGGUGGUGCCCCGAUCCCGCAGCUGAAUCAACUUUAGGAGACGGUCCUGGCGCUUGCUGGACUUUCUUGGACGCCCUGAUGCCUUCUUUACAACAAUUGAACCUCUCUCCUUGAAGUUCUUGAUGAUCCGAUAAAUGGUUGAUUUAGGUACAAUCUUACUAGCAGCAAUAUCCUUGCCUGUGAAGCCCUUUUUGUGCAAAGCAAUGAUGACGGCACGUGUUUCCUUGCAGGUAACCAUGGUUAACAGAGGAAGAACAAUGAUUUCAAGCACCACCCUCCUUUUAAAGCUUCCAGUCUGUUAUUCUAACUCAAUCAGCAUGACAGAGUGAUCUCCAGCCUUGUCCUCGUCAACACUCUCACCUAUGUUAACGAGAGAAUCACUGACAUGAUGGCAGCUAGUCCUUUUGUGGCAGGGCUGAAAUGCAGAGGACAUUUUUUGGGGGGAUUAAGUUCAUUUUCAUGGCAAAGAGUGACUUUGCAAUUAAUUGCAAUUAAUCUGAUCACUCUUCAUAACAUUCUGGAGUAUAUGCAAAUUGCCAUCAUAAAAACUGAGGCAGCAGACUUUGUGAAAAUGUAUAUCUGUGUAAUUCUCAAAACUUUUGACCACGACUGUACAAGCUGGCGAGCUCUAUAGGAUAGAAUAUAAUAUCUAAAGAGCUGAUGGUCUCAUCAUGUCCUGUAGGGGGACCUCUAUCUUUAAUAAUGUGAACGUCUCUACAGUCUGAACCAGUCAUUGGUGAAACCUGCCGUGGUCUACUGAUUGUCAUCUAUUCAUCUAUGUGACACUCCUCUUUUAUUCUGUACAUUGAUUCCAGACUCUUUCCAGCACUCUCACAUAUAACGUGAUCAAACAUGUUCACAUUUCUCUUCACUGUUACUGUCUUAGUGCUCUGUGCUGCAGGUACAGUUUCAUAAUGUUUCAUUUAUUUAACCAGGAAAGUUAAGAACUAAAUUCUUAUUUACAAUGACGGCCUUCUAUAGUUAUAGAUAUUGAUGUUUCCAAGCAUACGUUCACUUCACCUGAGUCUUGAUGUAUUCAGGUCUAACUGUAUCUAACUCUAUUGAUUUCAUUCUCACUGUAUCCUUACAGGUCUUGUUGAGGGGAGUGAAGUCACUCAGACACCCACCAUACUCUGGGGACUGAAAGACAGUGAUGCUCAGAUGAACUGCAGUCACACUAAGGGAUCUGACUACAAACAGAUGUACUGGUACAGACAGCGUCCAGGAGAGGGAAUGAAGCAGGUAGUUUACACAAGUAGUUAUAGCAAACCAGACUAUGGAGCCUUCGGUGAAGACAAAUAUCCAACUGUUAAGACUGCAGCUGAGAGUGGAUCUUUCACAGUGAAGAAGGUGGAGGCAGGAGACAGCGGCAUGUACUUCUGUGCCGUGUAUGAACACAGUGAUACAGACGACAAGCACAGCUGCACAAAAACCCCAGAGUUUCAAUAGGAUGGAAUAUAAUAUGUAAAGAGAUGGUCUCAUCACGUACUGUAGGGGGACCUCUAACUCUAGUUCUUCUAAUGUCUGAUGGUUUCAUUGUCAUGAUCAUGUAAUCAGUCAUGUUCACAGUGAGGUCCUAUGAGCAAGCUUUACAGUACAGGCUUCCUGACACUCCCUCUAACACUCUCACUAUCCACCACCCUAAAGGAAACAGGAUACUACAACAUCAGCCCCUCUCCUUUCACCUCAGAGCUUCAGCCAGGAGACACUCAUAUCACUCCUCCACUGAGGCUUCCUCAUCAUCAUCGUCUUCCUCAGCAUCUUCAUCAUCAUAAUCUUCUCCUUCAUCAUCAUGUUCAGAGUUCUGAUUCACCUGGCAGCUCUACCACUCUGGGUGACAGGUAUUAAAUCCCUUACGAUGAGAAGCCUAACAAAUCUACUAAUGUCAUCAAACUGAAUAAAAUAUCCUCUCUCUCUCUCUCCUUUCUUUCUCUCUCUCUCUCUCUCUCUCUCUCUCUCUCUCUGUCUCUCUCUCUCUCUCUCUCUCUCUCUCUCUCUCUCUCUCUCUCUCUCUCUCUCUCUCUCUCUCUCUCUCUCUCUCUGUCUCUCUCUCUCUCUCUCUCUCUCUCUACAGGAGAGUCGUUUAGUAGCAUGGUUAAUCAGAGCCCUGUUGCACUAAUAGAAGGACCUGGAAGAAACGUUCAACUCACCUGCAGACAUACUAUUCCUAACUACCUAAUUAUACUAUGGUACCAACAGUCAGCAGGAGACACUGCUAUGAAACUCAUUGGUUAUUUAAAUGUCCAGUCAAUAACCUUGGAGUCACCACUUGAAAAGCACUUCAAUGUGAGUGGAGACGGUAGGAAAGAGGCUCAUCUUCAUCUCCUGAGUCUGAGAGGACCUGAAGACAGUGCAGUUUAUUACUGUGCAGCCAGCCAACACAGUGAUGUAGAGCACCUUCUAUCCUCUACA
Molecule: messenger RNA, 11430 nt
Organism: Coregonus sp. 'balchen'
Lineage: Eukaryota; Metazoa; Chordata; Actinopteri; Salmoniformes; Salmonidae
Source: the annotation of a GenBank genome assembly